This is a messenger RNA of Hevea brasiliensis (rubber tree), 1738 nucleotides long. Its product is annotated as probable serine/threonine-protein kinase PIX13. Gene Ontology annotation, molecular function: ATP binding; protein kinase activity. The transcript is spliced from 6 exons. NCBI's taxonomy places the organism in Eukaryota, Viridiplantae, Streptophyta, Magnoliopsida, Malpighiales, Euphorbiaceae. Bases 332 to 1570 code for a protein of 412 amino acids. The record is from RefSeq and is a predicted model, not a curated record. Gene Ontology annotation, biological process: protein phosphorylation.
AAAUCUCUAUUCCUUAGCCUACAAAUAAGAAAAUACAAAGCAGGCGACAAAAUAUGAAAAAAGAAAAGUGGGCUCUUGGCAACUGCGAGGAAAGAAAGUUGCGGGCUUUCCUCGUCCUCCCACCAAUACUCUAAAGAAGAUAAAAAAAAGAAAACAUCAUCCCAAAGCUUAAAGGCUAAAGCAAUUCUUUUUUUUUUUUUUGUUCUUUUUUUUUUCCCCUCUAUGAGUUCCUCUGCUUUUGCUUCUACAUAUAUAACUCUGCAACAACAUGUUUUCUUGAUCUAACUACUUGUGGUAGCAUCUAAGAGAAGAGACACUUAAAGAAGUCAACAUGGGCAAUUGCUUUGGAUCUCCCUCUCAGGAUUCUAUUCCUAGCGCCUCUUUCACCACUACCAAUCCUCCCACCCCAGGGUCAUCAAAUAACAACACCACCAUGGAUUUCUCAGCUACAAGCAGCAGUGCAGGUAAAAGUCAAUUCUCUGCUGCAGUAAGCGAAGGGAAUGAUGAGGCAAAUCUAAACGGUCAAAUUUUGGAAGCGGCAAACUUGAAGGAGUUUACCUUUGCUGAUUUGAAGAGUGCUACAAAGAAUUUCAAACCAGACACUUUGUUGGGUGAAGGUGGUUUUGGUAAAGUCUUCAAAGGAUGGAUAGAUGAAAAGACUUUGGCACCCUCCAAAACUGGCAUUGGGAUGGUCGUUGCAAUCAAGAAAUUAAACCCAGAAAGUAUGCAAGGGCUUCAAGAGUGGCAGUCAGAGGUGAACUUUCUAGGGAGGUUGUCACAUCCCAACCUGGUUAAAUUAUUGGGAUAUUGUUUGGAGGAUAAAGAGCUACUCCUUGUGUAUGAGUUCAUGCAGAGGGGAAGCUUGGAGAAUCAUCUUUUCAGAAGGAAUCCUGCUAUUGAACCCUUGUCUUGGGACUUACGGCUCAAGAUAGCUAUUGGAGCAGCUCGAGGUCUUGCUUUUCUUCAUACUUCAGAUAAGAAAGUCAUUUACAGAGAUUUCAAGGCCUCAAAUAUACUGCUUGAUGGGAAUUACAAUGCAAAAAUAUCAGAUUUUGGCUUGGCAAAAUUUGGGCCUUCAGGUGGCGACUCACAUGUGACAACUAGAGUUAUGGGAACAUAUGGCUAUGCUGCUCCUGAGUACAUUGCAACAGGUCAUUUAUAUGUUAAGAGUGAUGUGUAUGGGUUCGGAGUGGUGCUGCUUGAAAUGCUGACAGGCUUAAGGGCACUUGAUACAAAGCGUCCAAAUGGGCAGCAAAAUUUGGUUGAUUGGUUGAAGCCUACUCUUCCACAGAAAAGAAAGUUAAAACCCAUCAUGGAUGUGAGAAUAGAAGGCCAAUACUCUUCAAAAGCAAUGUUACAAGCGGCACAACUUACUUUAAAAUGCCUGGAAUCAGAUCCUAAAAGCCGUCCCUCCAUGAAAGAAGUUGUGGACGAAUUGGAACAAAUAGAUGCAAUCAAAGAAAAAAAAAGGGGGACCAGAAGUACUACUUCUGGUUCGUUAGGUUCUUCAGCUUCUCACCAAUCAUCCCAUCGUCGUUCUCCAUUCCACUUGAAGCCGCAUGACACCUAGUAGUAAGCAGGAUGUCAUUGUGAGUGACAAAAGAGAAGGUAAAACAUAUGUUGGAUCCAACAAGUUCUGUGCUUUGACAAAAUCAUGAAAUGCGGUUAUUUUUUAUUUGUUUGAACUUGUGAUUAAAUGAUCUUCAUUUUUUAGUGAUUUCUUUUAGUUUGUAGCAAA